Molecule: messenger RNA, 3630 nt
Organism: Phacochoerus africanus (Common warthog)
Lineage: Eukaryota; Metazoa; Chordata; Mammalia; Artiodactyla; Suidae
Gene: WAC
Product: WW domain containing adaptor with coiled-coil
Exons: 14
Coding region: 302-2242 (646 amino acids)
Biological process (GO): positive regulation of TORC1 signaling; regulation of autophagy
Cellular component (GO): nucleus
Molecular function (GO): chromatin binding; RNA polymerase II complex binding
Source: RefSeq, a predicted model, not a curated record
GCGGAGGCGACGGAGAGGGAGGGGGAGAAGGCGGAGGGGGCAGUCGCUCUCCGCGGGCCGAGCCGGACGCGUCUUCUUGCCCCCUCCCCCCGGUUCGCCGCUGCCCGGCUGAGCAGAGCGUGGUGCGGGCGGAGGGAGAUGGCCCGGGAGCGCCGGCGCCAGUAACGGGGAGGUGCUGAGCGUCGUCGGGGCGCGCCGGGCCCUGUGCCUCCGGAGGCCGCCGCCCGCCGCCUGCGCGCCCGCCGCCCGCCUCGCGGCCGCUGUCCCCCCUCCCCGACACACGCUCACAGGCCGGGCAUUGAUGGUAAUGUAUGCGAGGAAACAGCAGAGACUCAGUGAUGGCUGUCACGACCGGAGGGGGGACUCGCAGCCUUACCAGGCACUUAAGUAUUCAUCGAAGAGUCACCCCAGUAGUGGUGAUCACAGACAUGAAAAAAUGCGAGACGCCGCAGAUCCUUCACCACCAAAUAAAAUGUUGCGGAGAUCUGAUAGUCCUGAAAACAAAUACAGUGACAGUACAGGUCACAGUAAGGCCAAAAACGUGCAUAUUCACAGAGUUAGAGAGAGGGAUGGUGGGACCAGUUACUCUCCACAAGAAAAUUCACACAACCACAGUGCUCUUCAUAGUUCAAAUUCACAUUCUUCUAAUCCAAGCAAUAAUCCAAGCAAAACUUCAGAUGCACCUUAUGAUUCUGCAGAUGACUGGUCUGAACAUAUUAGCUCUUCUGGGAAAAAAUACUACUACAAUUGUCGAACAGAAGUUUCACAAUGGGAAAAACCAAAAGAGUGGCUUGAAAGAGAGCAGAGACAAAAAGAAGCAAACAAGAUGGCAGUUAAUAGUUUCCCAAAAGAUAGGGAUUACAGAAGAGAGGUGAUGCAGGCAACAGCCACUAGUGGGUUUGCCAGUGGAAUGGAAGACAAGCAUUCCAGUGAUGCCAGUAGUUUGCUCCCACAGAAUAUUUUGUCUCAAACAAGCAGACACAAUGACAGAGACUACAGACUGCCAAGAGCAGAGACUCACAGUAGUUCUACGCCAGUACAGCACCCCAUCAAACCAGUGGUUCAUCCAACUGCUACCCCAAGCACUGUUCCUUCUAGUCCAUUUACGCUACAGUCUGAUCACCAGCCAAAGAAAUCAUUUGAUGCUAAUGGAGCAUCAACUUUAUCAAAACUGCCUACACCCACAUCUUCUGUCCCUGCACAGAAAACAGAAAGAAAAGAAUCUACAUCGGGAGACAAAUCUGUGUCACACGUUUGCACAACUCCUUCCACGUCUUCAGCAUCUGGACUGAACCCCACAUCUGCACCUCCAACGUCCGCUUCAGCCAUCCCCGUUUCUCCUGUCCCACAGUCACCAAUACCUCCGCUACUUCAGGACCCAAAUCUUCUUAGACAGUUACUUCCUGCUUUGCAGGCCACGCUGCAACUUAAUAAUUCUAAUGUGGACAUAUCCAAAAUAAAUGAAGUUCUUACAGCAGCUGUGACACAAGCCUCAUUGCAGUCUAUAAUUCACAAGUUUCUUACUGCUGGACCAUCUGCUUUCAACCUAACUUCUCUGAUUUCUCAAGCUACUCAGCUGUCUACACAAGCCCAGCCAUCUAAUCAGUCUCCAAUGUCGUUAACGUCUGAUGCGUCAUCCCCAAGAUCCUAUGUGUCACCGAGAAUAAGCACACCUCAAACUAACACUGUCCCUAUCAAACCUUUGAUUAGUACUCCUCCUGUUUCAUCACAGCCAAAGGUUAGUACUCCAGUAGUUAAGCAAGGACCAGUUUCACAAUCAGCCACGCAGCAGCCUGUAACUGCUGACAAACAGCAAGGUCAUGAACCUGUUUCCCCUCGAAGUCUUCAGCGCUCAAAUAGCCAGAGAAGUCCAUCACCUGGUCCAAAUCAUACUUCUAGUAGUAAUGCAUCAACUGCAACAGUUGUACCACAGAAUCCAUCUGCCCGACCUGCGUGUUCAUUGACACCCACGCUGGCAGCACACUUCAAUGAAAAUCUCAUUAAGCACGUUCAAGGAUGGCCUGCAGAUCAUGCAGAGAAGCAGGCAUCGAGAUUGCGAGAAGAAGCCCAUAACAUGGGAAGUGUUCACAUGUCAGAAAUUUGUACUGAAUUAAAAAAUUUAAGAUCUUUAGUCCGAGUAUGUGAAAUUCAAGCAACUUUGCGAGAGCAAAGGAUACUAUUUUUGAGACAACAAAUUAAGGAACUUGAAAAGCUAAAAAAUCAGAAUUCCUUCAUGGUGUGAAGAUGUGAAUAAUUGCACACAGAGUUGAGUACAGGAACUGUAAAUCUUGCCCAAUCUUAACAUUUUUGAGCUGCAUUUAAGUAGACUUUGGACCGUUAAGCUGGGCAAAGGAAAUGACAAGGGGAUGGGGUCUGUGAGAUUAAAUUCAGGGGAGAGAUACAAGAUUGAUUUGUAAAACCCUUGAAAUGUAGAUUCUUGUAGAUGUAUUCUUCACGUUGUAAAUAUGUUUUGUAGAGUGAAGCCAUGGGAAGCCAUGUGUAACAGAGCUUAGACAUCCAAAACUAAUCAAUGCUGAGGUGGCUAAAUACCUAGCCUUUUACAUGUAAACCUGUCUGCAAAAUUAGCUUUUUUAAAAAAGAAAAUUUGGGGGGUUAAUUUAUCAUUCAGAAAUCUUGCAUUUUCAAAAAAUUACAGUGCAAGCGCCAGGCGAUCUGUGUCUGAGGAUGCAACCUUGAACCAUAUGGGCAGUGUACAAGAUAUCAUGAAACAACGGUCCCCACACUUGCACCUGAUCAAGAGCAGUGCUUCUUCAUUUGUUUUGCAGAGAAAUGUUUUUCAUUUCCCGUGUGUUCCAUUUCCCUCUGAAAUCCUUGAUCUGAUUUUAUCCAUUUUUUUAAGGCUCCUCUUUUUCUCCUUUCUUAAGGCACUGUUGCUAUGGCACUUUUCUAUAAUCUUUUCAUUCCUGUGUACAGUAGCUUAAAAAUUGCAGUGAUUGAGCAUAACCCACUUGUUUGUAUAAAUUAUUGAAAUCCAUUUGCACCACGUAAGAAUGGACUUAAGUACUGCUGGGCAUGUGUGCUGAAAGUACAGUGAUUGCUCAGAUGUAAGGAAAUGGCCCAAUGAACAUGGUUGUGGGAGGGGAAAGAGGAAACAAAGCUAGUCAGAUGUGAAUUGUACCUGUUGUAAUAAACAUGUUAAAACAAACAAAAAUUGUUAUUUUUCUUUUCUUUGGUCAAUGCAUAUUAGAAUUUGAACUACCUGGGGAUUCUUUAUCAGAACUAUUCUUGUUGAACAUUUAUACUUAAUUGAAAUAAUUCCUUAAGGGCGGUUUUGUUUAAAGCAUAUUAACAGGAAGUUGUGUGUAAGAAUAUUUAAUGAAAUAAUGAAAUUCAACAAGAAUGAUUAAGUCACUUCCCAAGUGGUUGUCAUUUGUUAAACCCUGGUUACCUGUCUUGCUAUCACGACCUUUCAUUUUGAAGGAUGUCUGUGUUGUAGCUAUAACUGUUCAAGUCUGGUGCUGACUGCUGUUCUUAGCCAUCACAAAACGCUAAAUUUGUGUAAUUGGAGCUUCCUGCUGUUAUCUGGAAAUGGUGGGAAAGCUCAGCUUUGUAUAUUGUUUCCUAAAGUAUAUUAAAAUAAAAAAAGAAACUAUUGCUACUAUAAAAUUA